This is a messenger RNA of Amoebophrya sp. A120, 403 nucleotides long. Lineage: Eukaryota; Dinophyceae; Syndiniales; Amoebophryaceae. The record is from the annotation of a GenBank genome assembly.
GCAAUUUCUGGAGAAGAUCGCACAGCUGGUGUUCGAGCUUACCUGCUGGCUCGGGCAGUACGUGUGUCUGAAAAUGCACUGGAACGUGCAGCUAACGCACUUGGACGACCUGGUCGACGAACACCACGACCUGAUGGACGAGAUAUCCUGUGCAAAAGUAUCGUACUCGUAUUGUAGUCAUGCAUUACAAAUCUUGUUCUCAAGGAAACUCAGCAUUACAAGUUUCAUUUUUCAUGCUGAAGAAAUUUGUAAUGCAUUUAUACGACUGCGAUACUUUUGCAUUUCAUACGAGAAGCGAAAGAGCAACAUGACCUAUUUCAGCUCCCUGUCCUUUGACGAAGUUUUGAACGAGGUUGGCGAGACCAACAUAGAAAUCAUUCUCCGCAACGAAGCGAUCCUGGAC